Nilaparvata lugens (brown planthopper) is the source of this 961-nucleotide messenger RNA. It is a transcript of the gene Psf3, whose product is annotated as DNA replication complex GINS protein PSF3. Gene Ontology annotation, cellular component: GINS complex. NCBI's taxonomy places the organism in Eukaryota, Metazoa, Arthropoda, Insecta, Hemiptera, Delphacidae. The transcript has 4 exons. The record is from RefSeq and is a predicted model, not a curated record. The coding region runs from base 56 to 664 and encodes 202 amino acids. Gene Ontology annotation, biological process: mitotic DNA replication initiation.
UCAAUAAUUGUUUAUUUCUGAAUCAUUUAUAGGAAUUUCUGUUAUAAUAAGCAAUAUGUUACCGUGGCGAAAUUGUAAGAAACACUACUUUUCUAUUGAGGAGAUUCUAGCAUCUCAGGAGAAAGUACCGUGCACGUUUCGAAGAACAGCAAAUAAUCUUGGCAUACUUGACCCAAGUGCUGAAGAUGGAAUAAUACAGAGAGGCGCUGUUGUUGAAAUACCACUCUGGCUAGCCAAGACUUUAUCAAGAACUAACCAUGGUUUAGUGAGAAUGCAACUUCCAAAAAUUUACAAAGAUGUUUAUAGGGACAGUCUUGUGGCGGAUGCCAGUGUUGUGGAUUUGUAUAAAAUGUCGAAAUUCUUUUAUUCAUUUGGAAAACAAUUAUCAGAUUGCGACGAAGCCAAUUCAAAAGAACUUCGCAAUUUACUAACAGAGACUUUUAAAAACAGAUUCCGACAGUUGAUGGCAUGGGUGCAAAAUAUGAGUGUGGAGGAAGUGAUAACCGAAAAGCUGGAUACUCUUGAAAGGAAAUUGUUGGUUGACGGAAGAAACGCCCAGAAUCGACUGAACAAUUGGCUCAGCAACAGGGUAGAGACAAUACAGGCAGCUGACAUGGUUAUGAACCAUAGCAAAAAACGGAAAUUUUCCGAUUUGGACGUGUGAUCAGUUCAGUUUUGGUUGCUUAGGAAAAACUAUCAACAAUGAUUCACCUGCAGUGUAGAAUAUUGAGCCCAAUUAUGCUUUCCAGUAAGUCUAUACUGUAGAGUCAAGGGCCUUAUUUAUGAACAAUUCUUUAACGUAACUUUGAACUUCGCAGAGAACGAAUUUGUUUCCAGCAACCAAUCAUUGACAAGAGAAUCUAAGAUUAUUUGUUCUCGAACCUUCGAAACUCUUCUCUGUGAAUAGUUUUUCAUAUUUAUUGAAAAUGAUUGAUUAAGUAAAGUUUUAAUGAACAAAGUU